GAUGUGCAUUGCAGGUCGAGAAUAUUCUCUUUCAGAGAGACAAUGGAGGGAGAAGAAGGAGCAAACCUAGCGAGAUUUCUCAAAUGGGCGACUGCGCUAGGAAUCUCGGAUUCUCCCAAUUCCACCGGCGCUUCUUCCGCUUGUCUCGGCCUUUCUAUGUGCCUUUCUCAUUUUCCUGAAGCCGGCGGGAGAGGAUUAGCUGCUACGCGCGCUUUAAAGAAAGGGGAAUUGGUACUGAGGGUUCCCAAUGAGGCGUUGAUGACGAGCGAUUGCCUGAUUAGCAGUGAUCAGAAGUUGGCUAAUUCUUUGGGGAAAUUCCAUUUUCUCUCUCCUGCUCAGAUAUUGUGCAUUGCUUUACUAAACGAAGUGAACAAGGGGAGAAGCUCGUGGUGGCAUCCUUACCUAAAGCAGUUGCCUCGAAGUUAUGACUUGCUCACAAGUUUUUCCCAUUUUGAGAUAGAAGCUUUGCAGAUUGAUGAUGCCAUUUGGACUGCAGAAAAGGCUGUUCAUAAAGGUAAAAUGGAGUGGAAACUAAUUACUCCAGUCCUAUCAGAACUUAACUUCAAGCCUCAGUUCACUACCUUUAAUGCUUGGCUAUGGGCUUCUGCAACCAUAUCUUCACGCACUAUGCAUAUAUCCUGGGAUACUGGUGGCUGUUUAUGUCCUGUUGGAGACUUCUUUAAUUAUGCACCUCCUGAUGAAGACCCACAUCAGUUGGGUGAGUCCGAGGCUGAUGAUAUUGACUCAUUUUUACACAUAACCUCUAUCGAUGAAGGAGAUAAAGCAGACAAGUCAACAGAAGAGCUUGUAGAUGUUAAGACAGAUAGGUUAACAGAUGCCGGUUAUGAUGAGGCUCUUGCUAGCUAUUGCUUCCAUGCUAAGAGAAACUAUGAAAGAGGAGAUCAGGUUCUUCUGAGUUACGGGACAUACACAAACUUGGAGCUUCUCGAACAUUAUGGGUUCAUUCUGCAGGAAAACCCAAAUGACAAGGCUUUUAUUUCCUUGGAAAGUGAAAUGUAUUCCCUUUGUUCGUGGCCCAAAGAUUCAUUGUAUAUUUCUCAAGGUGGCAAGCCGUCUUUUGCCCUCCUCUCCACUCUCCGUUUGUGGGCAACUCCUGUUGGCAAGCGACGAUCAGUUAAGCACAUAGCAUACUCAGGGCAACGAAUCUCAGUCGAGAAUGAGGUUGCAGUAAUGGAAUGGACAGCCAAGAGAUGCCAGGUGGUGUUGAGCAGUUGCCUGACCUUAAUAGAUGAAGAUAUGCAAUUGCUGCAUAUCAUCGACAAAAUUCGAGAAUGUAGUGGAGAGGCAGAGACUUCAUCCCUGGCUUUACGUGAUGAGAUUGGUGCCUUCUUGGAGAUGAAUACUGUUACGAGUGGGGAACUGCCUACAAAGACAAUAAGGUCGAUUACAAGGUGGAGGUUGGCUGUUGAGUGGAGAUACAAGUACAAAAGAAUUCUAUCUGAUUGCAUUUCACAUUGUGCCAAGACUUUGGAUAAUCUUUCCGCUCCAUGAAGAAUUUUUUUAUGUUUUCUUCC
Salvia miltiorrhiza (redroot sage) is the source of this 1535-nucleotide messenger RNA. RefSeq names its product protein SET DOMAIN GROUP 40. The transcript has 6 exons. Lineage: Eukaryota; Viridiplantae; Streptophyta; Magnoliopsida; Lamiales; Lamiaceae. The coding region runs from base 43 to 1512 and encodes 489 amino acids. Gene Ontology annotation, biological process: peptidyl-lysine monomethylation. The record is from RefSeq and is a predicted model, not a curated record. Gene Ontology annotation, molecular function: protein-lysine N-methyltransferase activity; protein binding.